Molecule: messenger RNA, 465 nt
Organism: Sitophilus oryzae (rice weevil)
Lineage: Eukaryota; Metazoa; Arthropoda; Insecta; Coleoptera; Curculionidae
Exons: 1
Coding region: 1-465 (154 amino acids)
Molecular function (GO): nucleic acid binding
Source: RefSeq, a predicted model, not a curated record
AUGUUCUUGGCUAACGAUCAGAUCAACUGGCAUUUUAUACCAGCUCGCUCUGCUCACAUGGGAGGUUUAUGGGAAGCAGCAGUUAAGAGCACAAAAUUCCACUUAAAACGCGUUCUUAUUAAUACUUCUUUAAACUAUGCAAAUAUGUACACGUUGUUAGUACAGAUUGAAGCGUGUUUAAAUUCAAGGCCUUUAACCCCGCUUUCUAAUGAUGCUAAAGACUAUGAUCCUUUAACCCCAUCCCACUUCCUAAUAGGCGAGUCUCCAGCAAGUUGCCCCGAAGUCGAUUUUUUGGCGUGCAAAUCAUCACGCUUAUCGCUAUAUCAAAAACUUCAGCAGUUAUAUCAGCAUUUCUGGAGCCGCUGGUCUCGAGAGUAUUUGACCAAUCUUCAGAAUCGCUCCAAGUGGAAGACAAAUCAAGAAAAUUUGAACUUGGGAACGCUAGUUAUGUUAGUUAGAGGAUAA